AUGCCGGAGGUAAAGUUUGGAAUAAUACGCGAACCCAGCAACGUACCAUUCGAUGGAUUAAUAGGUAGCGAUUAUCUAGAUUUCGAAGAUUUCGGGAUUAGUGGAAAAAAACUCGAAUUAGGAAUAAGGUCAAUUCCAUUUCCGUUAAAAUUACAUCGAUAUUCAAAUUCUCAACCAGAGUCGUCUUGUUUUUUAUUAAAUGCUCGUUCUGAGACUGUCGUUAAAGUCAAAAUAAAUAACCCCUCUAUAAAAGAAGGUAUUAGCCCUGAAUUGGAAUUAACAGAAGGUGUUUAUUUAGCUAAAGGGCUUUUAACUGUAAACGACGACGAUUUAACUCAAUUAAAAUUUGAAAUAGAAGUUUUAGAAGAAGUAAGUAGGCAGAUAUUUUUAGAAGUCCAUGAAAACCGAAAUAUGUUGGAAAGAAUUGAAUGGUCAAAAACAUGGAAGGGAAUAUAUUUUAAUUUUCUGGGAUACAUAUUUUCUGGAUAUUGUUUAUGGAAAAUACUUAUUUGUACAAUAAAUAUUGUUUUUGAUAGAGUGGGUAAAAAGGAUCCUGUUACAAGGGGUAUUGAAAUAGCUAUUCAUUGGAUGGGGUUCAAUUUUGAUGUCAAUUUCUGGUCGCAACAAGUAUCAUUUUAUUUGGUUGGUGCUAUUGUAUUUACAUCUAUAAGGGGAUUACUAUUAACUUUAACAAAGUUUUUUAAUAGAAUGUCUUCAAGUAAAAGUUCAAACAUUAUUGUGUUGGUUAUGGCUCAAAUAAUGGGAAUGUACUUUGUUUCUUCAGUUUUACUACUUCGGAUGAAUAUGCCAGUUCAGUACAGAACAAUAAUUACCGAAGUAUUAGGAGCUCUUCAGUUUAGUUUCUACCAUCGAUGGUUUGAUGUAAUCUUUUUAGUAAGUGCUCUGGGUAGCAUUUUAACUCUAUAUUUAGCUCACAAACCACCAACUAGAGACACAAUGUGAUUUUGUUUUUAUAAUGAUUACUAUGGUUUUUACAAUUGUAUUAAAUACAUAUGAAAAUAUAAGUUUUAUUAACGUUA
Molecule: messenger RNA, 1040 nt
Organism: Brassicogethes aeneus
Lineage: Eukaryota; Metazoa; Arthropoda; Insecta; Coleoptera; Nitidulidae
Source: the annotation of a GenBank genome assembly